Messenger RNA from Hirundo rustica (Barn swallow), 2718 nucleotides. RefSeq names its product origin recognition complex subunit 2 (gene ORC2). The transcript has 16 exons. The coding region runs from base 10 to 1725 and encodes 571 amino acids. The record is from RefSeq and is a predicted model, not a curated record. Gene Ontology annotation, molecular function: DNA replication origin binding. Gene Ontology annotation, cellular component: nuclear origin of replication recognition complex; nucleus. Gene Ontology annotation, biological process: DNA replication. NCBI's taxonomy places the organism in Eukaryota, Metazoa, Chordata, Aves, Passeriformes, Hirundinidae.
AGCGCCGCCAUGAGCCGGCCUGAGGGGACUCGCGGCGGCCGCCGCUCCCUGCAGGUGAAGUUCGUGCCCGACGAGGACGUCCUCAAGCACAUCGCCGACGACGCAGGAACUAAAGUACGGAAGGACAAGGCUCAGCUGAGUGUCAGUGUGAAGAGAUUUGUGAAGAAGCUUGACAAUAUUUCUGAUAAUGAAGCUCAGGAGAUCCUGGAAGAGAACAACUAUGUUGCUGCUCUUGGAAUAUGUGCCCAAGAUCCAGUGGGAAAUGGCUCAAGUAUAAGUGGUAGUGAAGUUUACUCGUUCCAGACUCCCAAACGCUCCAAUAAAAUGGCAGAGCUGGCCUCUGAAUUAGCCCAGACACCAGAAAAGAAUGUGGCACCUGAUCACUCCAAGUGCCCUGAGAAGAUGGCCAAAACCCCUCAAAGCAAACAUUCGAGUUCAAACAAAGUGCAGCUGAGGAAUAAAAAGAAAGAAUUUGUGUCCACCACACCUUACAGACUCAGAAAGAGACUAGCAGCUCCAGAUCCCUAUUUAGAAAGUGAGAGUGAGUAUUCUGCUUCCUGCUCAGAGGAGGAGGAUGAGGAAGAACAGAAAGAAGUCGGCACUGUUUUAUCAGUUCAAAAGACUCCAGCAAAACCUAAGGCAGCAUCUACACCUCCUCCCAGAAACACUCUAGCCAAAAGAAUUAAGGAGCAAAAGAUGGGCAACCUGGUGGAGGAAUACUUUGAAGCUCACAGUAGUUCCAAAGUGCUCACUUCAGACCGAACACUGCAGAAGUUGCGGAAAAGAAGAUUGAAUCAGCAAACACUGCAUGAUCUUUUGAAAAAUGCUCCCCUUGCCUAUGCUGCUGAAAUUAGACACCUUAACCAGCAACAUGAAUCCUUGUUUUCCAAGUGGAUGCUGCAAUUACACUUGGGUUUCAAUAUUGUGCUUUAUGGACUGGGCUCUAAGCGUGAUCUUUUGGAGAAGUUUCGUACCUCUCUGCUCCAGGAUUCUGUUCACCUGGUGGUUAAUGGAUACUUCCCCAGCAUCACUGUGAGAUCUAUUCUCAACUCCAUCACAGAGGAGGUUUUGGACCAUAUAGGGACCUUCCGCAGCCCCCUUGACCAACUUGAAUUCAUUACCAAAAGGUUUAAAGAAGAUUCAUCUUUAGAACUGUAUGUCCUCAUUCAUAACCUGGACAGCCAGAUGUUGAGAGGAGAAAGAAGUCAGCAGAUCCUUGCACAGUUAUCCUCCCUGCCUAGAAUUUACCUCAUUGCCUCUAUCGAUCACAUCAAUGCUCCUCUCAUGUGGGAUCAGGCAAAGCUGAGCCUCUACAACUGGCUUUGGUAUGAAACAACCACAUUUAAUCCUUAUGUGGAAGAAACGUCUUACGAGAACUCGCUUUUAGUACAACAGUCUGGAUCUUUGGCUUUGAGCUCCCUAACACAUGUCCUGCAUAGCCUCACUCUCAAUGCCAGGGGGAUAUUCAGACUGCUUGCUCAGCACCAGCUGGAGAAGAAGGACAACCCAUCUUAUCCAGGGCUGUCUUUCCAAGACUUCUACCAGCAGUGUCGGGAGGCUUUCCUUGUGAACAGUGACCUCACACUCAGGGCACAGCUGACAGAAUUCAGGGACCACAAGCUCAUCCGGACCAAGCGGGGAGCUGAUGGUGUGGAAUACUUACUAAUUCCUGUCGAUGACAGUACCUUGACCGACUUCUUAGAGAAAGAGGAUGAAGAUGUGUAAUGUCUCUGUGUCCUCAGUGUCUACAGCAACUGCCCUCAAUGGCUGCUGGAGAGGGGCCUAUGCUCAGAUCUCACCUUCUCCAACCUUACAGCUGCUGCAGUGAUAAGUAAUAAUUCUAAUCAAUCUUGCUCAUUGUUCAGCUACCCCAGGUAGUUUGGAAUGAUGACUUCGGUAAGCAAGGCCUCUCUUGCGCUCUAGUUGGAUUUGUCUGCUUUGUCUCUUAGCGCAGACAAAGCCUUCUUCCUAUCUGUGCAGCCAACCUCACAGCCAGGAAAACAGACUUGGUGAGAUGGUGCCUUUCUGCUCUCUACCUCAGUAGACAUGAGGGUUUUAUUGGAGCAAUUUACUUGGGAAGUGCAAAUCACAAGAUGGUUAAGAGCUUUAGUUGGUACUAGUGGUGCAACUUUUCUCAACUGAGUGCUAUCCACUGCUCCUCUACCAUUUAGACAAAACUAGCUUCCAGUGUAUGAAGACAAAAUUAAUAAUGCUAUGAGACCUGCCUUGACUGCAUGAGGAAAGGAGAAUACUAGCGGGUUUGGGAUGCUGUGGGUAACUUAGUCAAUUCUGGCAAUAAAACUGAAGGACUUGUCCCAAACCCACACAUCCUUUUAUAAGAUUUAGAUAAUUGAAAAUUUGAUGGACUCAUGUCAUUGCCUGCUACUCUCCAAGGUGCAGUCCAGGAACAUGAAGAGGCUAUGAAGCUUUUUUGUUUCUUUUUUAAAACCUUGAUUGUAUAUUUAUAUUUUUUACAUCAGGAGUCUCCACUGAUCCUGGAGGAGGCCUUAAAUGCCACUUAGAAGCUCUCCCUUUUUUAAGCUCUUAGAGGCUGGGAGACUGCUGAAGUUUGACAUCUUUUCUUCAAUUCUUUUUUUCUCAGUUAUGUGGGAGGAAGUUCUAUAGUUCCAUCAUUUAUAGUCUGCCAGCCAGACUUCAGGGACUCUGUACGCCUAAUAUUUGGUAGCUGUGUUACAGCUCAGUGUUGUAAUAGUUCAA